This is a messenger RNA of Cornus florida, 3561 nucleotides long. RefSeq names its product putative disease resistance protein RGA1. The coding region runs from base 1 to 3561 and encodes 1186 amino acids. Gene Ontology annotation, molecular function: protein binding; ADP binding. The transcript has a single exon. Gene Ontology annotation, biological process: defense response to other organism. Lineage: Eukaryota; Viridiplantae; Streptophyta; Magnoliopsida; Cornales; Cornaceae. The record is from RefSeq and is a predicted model, not a curated record.
AUGGCAGACUUAAUCCUAAGCCCACUUUUACAAGUACUCAUUGAUAAGUUAGCAUCCCCAUUCCUAGAAAAGCUUUGUGAUCUCUACCAUUUUAGGGAGAACAUCGGAAGACUACAGGACUCAUUACCGAUGGUUCAAGCUUUCCUGGAAGAUGCAGAGGACCGACAGGUGACGGAAAAAGCUGUCAAAGUUUGGCUGUUGAAGCUUAAAGAUAAAGUUUGUGAGACUGAGGACUUGUUGGAAGUGAUCACAGCAGAAAUCACUCUGUGUGAGAGUCGCAGCAGCAUCAGAACAAAGGUACACAAAUUCCUGUUGCCCUUUGAACCAUCAAGACGUUUUUUUGAAUUUGCAAGUGAGCUUCAAAAUAAGCUUAAACUGCUAGAUAAGAUUGCUAAGAAGGGACAAAGUUUUAAUUUAAGAGAAGGGAUUGUCAAUAGGCAGACUGAGAACUUAGGUAGAAGGAGACCAACAGGUUCUUUUGUAAUUAAAUCAGAAGUUUAUGGAAGAGAAAAGGAUAAAGAAGAGAUUUUGAAGCUUCUGUUACCUAUCUGCAAAGAAAAACUCAAAGGGGAUGUUUCAGUCAUUCCAAUAGUUGGGAUUGGAGGCCUUGGUAAGACAACUCUAGCUCGAUUGCUCUACAACGAUGAGAAGGUGACCCAGUAUUUUGAUUUGAAAAUAUGGGUGUAUGUGUCUGAAGAUUUUGAUCCAAGAAAGAUCAUUUUAUCAAUUGUAGAGUCUGCAACGAAAAAAAAAUGCAAAUUCUUGGAGAUGGAUCUACUUCAAUCCCUACUGCAAGAAUCAUUAUGUGGGAAGAGAGUUUUGCUUGUGUUGGAUGAUGUAUGGAAUGAAGAUCAAGGAGAGUGGAAUGAACUAGGUGAUUUAUUAAGAAGUUGCAUGGAAGGAAGCAAAGUGAUAGUCACUACGCGAAGUAAAAAGGUUGCAUCAAUUAUGGGCACUACUUUCCCACACCGACUCAAGGGUUUGCAUGAGGAUGAUUGUUGGCUUUUGUUCAAGAAACGUGCUUUUGGUCACGGAGAAGAAGAAGAGCAUCCUGAUCUGCUGCCAAUUGGUAAAAAGAUCAUCAAGAAAUGUGGAGGUGUGCCUUUAGCAGCACAAACUUUGGGAAGCCUAUUGCGUUUCAAAAGGGAGAUGAAAGACUGGUUGUUUGUACAGGAGAGUGAACUUUGGAACCAUGAAGAAUGCCAAACUGGCAUUUUGCCAGCUCUAAGGUUGAGUUACAUCUAUUUGCCAUCACAUCUCAAGCGAUGCUUUGUAUAUUGUUCAUUAUUUCCUAAAAAUUAUGAAAUCAAUAGGGAGAAGUUGAUUCAUCUGUGGAUGGCUGCAGGCUUAAUUCUAUCAUUUGGAGGAAGUAGGGUAUUGGAGGACAUUGGUGAUGAGUAUUUCAAUGAUUUUUUGUGUCUUUCUUUCUUUCAAGAAGUUGAGAAAAGUGAGGAUGGUAGCAUAAAAGUGUACCAAAUGCAUGAUGUCAUUCAUGAUCUUGCGCGAUAUGUUGCAGGAAAUGAGUUUGUUAUAAUAGGUCAUGGUCUUGCCCCGAGUAAUCUUGCACAAACUCGUCACUCAUCCAUAGAUUACAGUGUCUACCCAUCUUCUUUUCCGCAUGGCUUGUUUAAAGCAACACAUCUACGAACUCUCCUAUUCUUGUGUCCUGGAGACCACUUUGAAGAGCUUCCUUCUUCUCUGACUGCCAUGUUUGUCUACUUGCGGGUUCUAGAUUUAAGUCAAUGUGGCAUUAAAACAGUGCAGAAAUCAAUCAAUGAAUUGAUGUGUUUGAGAUAUCUUGACCUUUCAAACUCCUCAAUCCAAACUCUCCCCCAUACUAUAUGCGACCUCUGUAAUUUGCAGACACUGAACUUAUCAGGUUGCAAUAACCUUGUGGAGUUGCCCCUAGGGAUGGGGAAGCUGAUUAGCCUAAGACACCUUAAUAUAAUGGGGUGUGAAAGAUUGAGUCGUAUGCCUUAUGGGAUUGGAAAGUUGGUUCACCUUCAGACGUUGCCGAUAUAUGUUGUGGGCAAGGAGACUGGAGAAAGCAUUGCAGAACUCAAUUGUCUAAAUGUAAGGGGUGAUCUGAACAUAAAAUGCUUGGAGAAUGUGAAAGAUUCAGAAGAAGCAAAAGAAGCUAAUUUGAGAGGAAAGAGAUACCUUCACAUGUUAGCAUUACAUUGGGGAAAUAACGUCGAGGGUCACAACUUGAAAGCUGCAAACAGGACCACUUCACAUGAGGUCAAAAAUAAUAAACAUGCAGUCUCAUCAGGAUCAUCACAUGGGGAAAAUAGCAAUGCUAGGAUGAGAGAAGUGGAAGAAAUUCUCAGAUGCCUUCAACCACACCCAAAUCUUAAGAAACUUUUUAUCAAAGGAUAUCCAGGAAUCAAGUUUCCUUAUUGGGUUCUUCCAAGUCUAGUUGUGGUUACAUUGAUCAACUGUAAAAGAUGUGAAAGUUUGCCUACCCUUGGGCACCUUGCGUUCCUCAAGACUCUCUACCUGCAAGAAAUGGAUGGUGUUACACACAUUGCAGAAGAGUUCUACUCUGGGGACACCGAGAAACCCUUCCCUUCUCUCAAAGAGCUAACACUCAAAUAUUUUCCUAACUUGGAAAAAUGGUCCUGCAUUGAUGACAAACAAGCAUUCCCUUGUCUGGAAAAGUUAAUUGUAGACGCAUGUCCUAAGCUGACAACUGCACCAGUCAUUCCAUCUCUUCAACAUCUGGAGCUGCGUGAUUGCCAUCCAGAGAUACUGAACUCCAUAAAAAGUAUAACCUAUAUUUCUGUCCUUGUUAUUGACACAUUUCCAGAGUUGCAACAUCUACCAGGAGAAUUUCUGGAAAACAAUACGCGUCUUGAAUAUUUGGAGAUCUGCUCCUGCCAAAACCUUCAUGCACUGCCUUCAGAAAUAGAGAACGCCAUUGCUCUAAAGUCUUUGAUUGUUAGUUGCUGUGAGGAGCUAUCCAGUUUGCCACAUGGACUGCAAAAGCUUAAAGGUUUGGAGUUACUGGAUAUUAAUGGCUGCCACAAGAUAAAGUUUUUGCCGGAGGAUGGGAUUGGAGGAUUGAGGUCCCUCCAAACUUUGUCCAUUGAGAACUGUAACAAACUGAUUUCUUUAUCUAGCGGACUCCGGCAUCUCACAGCCCUUCAGCAGUUGACCAUUAUGAGUUGCCCCGAAUUGGAUUCAUUGCCACAUGGUUUGCAAAAUCUCUCGGCACUUCGGAGCCUUAGCAUUGUAUCCUGUCCUGAGUUGUCUUCUCUGCCAGAAAGUCUACAAUAUGUCACAAAACUGCAAACUUUGGUAAUUCAUAGCUGUCCUGGCCUCACAGUUUUGCCAGAUUGGAUUGCAAACUUUUCUUCACUUAGGUCAUUGGCAAUUACAAAUUGCCAUUAUCUGAUAUCAUUACCAGAAGGACUGCAACACCUUGGUACGCUUCAGCACCUAUCAGUUCAAGAUUGUCCAGGUAUUGAACGACGGUACAAGCAGAUGGGAGGCAAGGAGUGGCAUAAAAUAGCUCAUAUCCCGCAUCUCUACAUUGGGACACCAGAAUUUGGAAAAUAA